Molecule: messenger RNA, 2572 nt
Organism: Oncorhynchus nerka (sockeye salmon)
Lineage: Eukaryota; Metazoa; Chordata; Actinopteri; Salmoniformes; Salmonidae
Product: NACHT, LRR and PYD domains-containing protein 14-like
Exons: 3
Coding region: 13-2208 (731 amino acids)
Biological process (GO): intracellular signal transduction
Molecular function (GO): protein binding
Source: RefSeq, a predicted model, not a curated record
GAAGAGAAUAUUAUGACAUUUGUGAAGAACGAGCUGAAGAUGUUCAAGAGGAUUCUUAGUCCAGAACUCCCAGAAGGCUUUGAGAGUCAGAAGCAGGAUAAGGAAGUGGAUGCUGAAGAUGAGAAGCAGGAGAGCAGUGCCAGAGAGGGGGCUCUGAAGAUCACACUGCACGUCCUGAGGAAAAUGAACCAGAAGGAGCUUGCUGACACACUGGAGAAAAAUGAGCUUGCUGUGAUUUGCCAACGUGAACUCAAAUCUAAUCUAAAGAAGAAGUUUCAAUGUGUAUUUGAGGGGAUCGCUAAACAAGGAAACCCAACACUUCUCAAUAGGAUCUACACAGAGCUCUACAUCACAGAGGGUGGAACAGGAGAGGUCAAUAAUGAACAUGAGCUGAGACAGAUUGAGACAACAACCAGGACACAAGCAAGACCAGAGACUGCAAUCAAAUGUAAUGACAUCUUCAAACCCUUAACUGGACAAGACAAACCUAUCAGAACUGUGCUGACAAAGGGAGUCGCUGGCAUUGGAAAAACAGUCUCUGUACAGAAAUUCAUUCUGGACUGGGCUGAAGGAAAAGCAAAUCAGGAUGUUCAAUUUGUUUUUUCAUUCCCUUUUCGGGAGCUGAAUUUGAUGAAAGAGAAAAAACACACUUUGAUUGAACUUCUCUAUCACUUCUCAAUGGAAACCAAAGAAUCAAGGAUCUCCAAAUACGACAAGUACAAAAUUCUGUUCAUCUUUGAUGGUCUGGAUGAGUGCCGACUCCCCCUAGACUUCCAGAACAACAAGAUGUGUUGUGACGUCACAGAGUCAACCUCAGUGGAUGUUCUGCUGACAAAUCUCAUCAAGGGAAACCUGCUUCCCUCUGCUCUCCUCUGGAUAACUACCCGACCUGCAGCAGCCAAUAAGAUCCCUUCUGAGUGUGUUGACCAGGUGACAGAGGUACAAGGGUUCAAUGACCCACAGAAGGAGGAGUACUUCAGGAAGAGAUUCAGUGAUGAGGACCUGGCCAGCAGAAUCAUCUCACACAUAAAGACAUCAAGGAGCCUCCACAUCAUGUGCCACAUUCCAGUCUUCUGUUGGAUUUCUGCAACAGUCCUUGAACACAUGCUGAAACAUAAGAGAGAAGAGAUGCCCAAUACUCUGACUGAGAUGUACACACACCUUGUGGUGUUUCAUACCAUGAAGAAGAAUGAAAAGUAUCUUGGGAAAGAAGAGACAGGUCCACACUGGAAUAAAGAGAGCAUUCUGUCACUGGGAAAACUGGCUUUUCAACAGCUUGUGAAUGGCAAUCUGAUUUUCUAUGAAGAAGACCUGAAAGAGGCUGGCAUUGAUGUCAAUGAAGCCUCAGUGUACUCAGGAUUGUGCACACAGAUUUUUAAAGAGGAAUGUGGGCUGUACCAGGACAAGGUGUACUGCUUUGUUCAUCUGAGCAUUCAGGAGUUUCUGGCUGCUGUAUAUGUGUUCCUCUCAUUCAGCAACAACAAUGAGAAUCUAAUGGCCGAACCUCAAUCAACAUCCAGGAACGUUUAUGUGAGGAUCAGACAGAAAAUUAAAGUCACCGUCUACAAGAGCGCUGUGGAUGAAGCCUUACAAAGUGAGACGGGAAACCUGGACCUUUUCCUCCGCUUCCUUCUGGGCCUCUCACUGGAGUCCAAUCAGAAGCACUUACGAGGUCUACUGACAAAGACAAGAAGCAGCUCACAGAGCCAUGAAAAAACAGUCAAGUACAUCAAGGAGAAGAUCAGGGAGAAUCCCUCUCCAGAGAGGUGCAUCAAUCUGUUCCACUGUCUGAAUGAACUGAAUGACCAUUCUCUAGUGGAGGAGAUCCAAAGCUACCUGAGAUCAGGAAGUGUCUCCAGUGAUGAACUCUUACCUGCACAGUGGUCAGCUCUGGUCUUUGUGUUGCUGACUUCAGAAAAGGAGCCGGAUGUGUUUGACCUGAAGAAAUACUCCAGAUCAGAGGAAGGUCUUCUGAGGCUGCUGCCAGUGGUCAAAGUCUCCAGAGCUGCUCUGCUGACAGGCUGUGGGGUCACUGAGGAAGGCUGUGCUUCUCUGGCCUCUGCUCUGAGGUCAAACCCCUCACACCUGAAAGAGCUGGAUCUGAGUAACAAUGACCUGAAGGAUUCAGGAGUGAAGCUGCUCUCUGACGGACUGGGGAAUCCCCACUGUAAACUGGAGACUCUGAGGUCAGUAUUCCUGUUGUCAUGACGUUGGGCUGGGGGUAGGUUUAUGACAGUCAUAAAUACCUCUUCCCCCCCUUUUCCUCCCUCUACCCUACUGAUGUGACAUUUAAAUCCCCCUUGGUUAACAUAGAGUUUCUGGGAACAUCAGAAGGUGGGGGGAAAUGAAUCAUAUUCUGGUAAUCUGACCAAUGGAACAUAUGCAGUGGUACUUAAUGAAUAUGAUGUCAGUUCGGUUGUCAUCUGAGACAUUCUCAUCAAUGAUAGGAUGACAUAAACUCUAGUCUGAGCAUUGUAGUUAUCGGAUUCACAUGGAAUUGUUGUUCAAUUUAAAUGUUUGAACAUAAAAUUAUUGGUGAAAAGAUUAAAUGUAAUUUUAGCUUCCAAAUGAG